UGUCACAGAGUUUGUAGCUGUUUCGUCUUUUAAAGAAAUCUAAAAUGGAUUCAUCAAAAGAAAGGCCGGACUCGGGUUACAUCACAUGCUCAGCUGAGACAAUCAUAAAAGCGCAAGAGCAUCAAAAAUACGAUGAUGGAAAUCCAUGCAAUGUAUAUGUGGAACUUAACUCCUCACAUUAUGACAAAAUAUCAGAUUCUGCGGUCAUUUUUGAAACAACCAAGUCAGAUAAUGAGUACGUGACGCCAGCUGAAAUCCAAGAUCCGGGAUACUCAAAAAUUAAUGAAAUCCCAGUACAUGUUGUUCGUCCUUUACAAAACGAAAGACCAAACAAGAAAAACACAUACAUGUAUAAACCGGAAACCGUUAAGUCGUUUCAUCAAUCGGAAGCAAAACCACCCCUUCCAAAGAGAAAUCCGUUGAAGUCCAAAAGAAGCAAGCGACCGUUUCUUAUUGGCUGUCUCUUCUUCUUCUUGAUUAUAAUAAUCUCCUCUCUGGUGACCGUGGUUGUUCUGUAUAUCAACAAAAAAGAUACACCUGAAGCCAAUGCAAACACACAGAUAUCUUCAACAGAUGCGAAAAAGAAUACAUCUAUGCCUACUACAAGAACAUCAAAGACAACAAUCUCAACAAUAACAGUACCGAUUACAAUGACAACAAAGCCAUCAAAAAUGACAACAACGACAUCAGCUUCAGACAUAUCGACUGUAGAUAAACACAAAGAUUGUAAGGAAAUAUACCAGCAAGGUUAUACUACAUCCGGGGUGUACACAAUUUACCCCUACCUCCCUGUUACCAGGCGAGUGGAGGUUUACUGUGAUAUGACAACCGAUGGAGGGGGAUGGACGGUGUUUCAACAUAGGAAAGAUGGAUCUGUUGAUUUUUAUUUGGAUUGGGUGGACUACAAAUCAGGGUUUGGAGAAUCAAAAGGAGAACACUGGCUGGGAAACGAGCACUUACAUCAGCUUACGAUGCUUGGUUCGUCUGAUUUCUAUGUUCGUUUAGAAAAAUUCAGCGGUGGCUGGUUCUACGCCAGAUAUAAUGAUUUCGUGAUUUCCAACGAAACUGAUGGUUAUAGAAUGAGACUAAGAAAUGGAUCAUAUCAGGGAAAUGCAGGGGAUUCCAUUGAAAGUCACGAAGCACCAACGAAUGGACGUAGAUUCAGCACACGUGACGUAGAUAAUGAUUCUGCAUCAAGAAGUUGUGCAGUAGCGCGCAAAGGUGCCUGGUGGCAUGGUGAAUGCACAUGGGCAAAUCUGAAUGGAAUAUACGGAAACGGAAGUUGCCUGCUAGCUGGGAAUUGUAAUUUUUGGUACUCAUUGACAAACAGUUUUAGUGGUGUAAAAACUUCCUUUAUGAUGGUUCGAAGAGUUUGAAUUGAAGACUGACAGAGACUUAAAAUAUCUGUAAUUGUUUUAUUGCUUAAGUUUAAUUAAUUUUGCUUUUCUCUUAUUUUCUUCUAAAAUCAUUAUGAUAAUCUUUGAAAGACUACAACAGCUCUACAUCAAAAUUGUAAUGAAUCAAAUAUUUUAUCUUUUAAAGUGUAAUUACACA
Molecule: messenger RNA, 1554 nt
Organism: Saccostrea echinata
Lineage: Eukaryota; Metazoa; Mollusca; Bivalvia; Ostreida; Ostreidae
Product: techylectin-5B-like
Exons: 12
Coding region: 45-1376 (443 amino acids)
Source: RefSeq, a predicted model, not a curated record